AUGACUCUCUACCUACUCGAUUAUGGCGCGGGAAAUGUUAGGAGUCUCGCCAACUCUCUCAAAAGACUCGGUUAUGACUUUCAGUGGAUAGCAUCUCCUGACGAUUUCGCAAAAGCAACGAAACUUAUAUUUCCUGGUGUAGGUGCCUUCAAGAGCGCCAUAAAUCACCUAAAAUCUCGUGGUCUCUUAGAACCUCUUAGAGAAUAUAUUGCUUCUGGUCGACCGUAUUUUGGAAUAUGCAUUGGUCUACAAGUGCUAUUCGACUCGUCUACAGAGAACCCUGGAGUCCAGGGGCUCGGAAUCAUACCUUCAACUAUUGCCAGCUUUGACAAUGCGGACAAGUCUGUUCCUCAUAUGGGCUGGAACUCCAUCGACUUCAUCGACCCAGAAGAAAGGGCCAAAGAAGGGAUGGAUGAGAAACUACACUACUACUUUGUCCACUCGUUCCGCGCUGCUUAUGAUCCGUCGAACGUGGCAGCUGCACAAUGGGUCCACAGCACAACACAGUACGGUCAAGAGAUUUUCGUCGCUUCUGUUCGCAGAGGCAACGUCUUCGGCACGCAAUUCCACCCGGAGAAGUCUGGUGAAGCCGGCUUGCGUAUCUUGAGUACCUGGCUCAGUAGGUCCGACGAAGAACUUGUCAGCGAACCACCCCGUCCUGUUGUCGCACGUUCACCCAAACCGCGCGAUGGUCUCACGAAGCGUAUAAUUGCAUGCAUGGACGUUCGUGCGAAUGACGACGGUGACCUAGUCGUUACGAAGGGAGACCAGUAUGAUGUACGCGAGAAGGCGGCACCUGCGUCUUCAUCUUCUGCCGUACAGGUCCGCACAGCUGGCACAGUACGGAACCUCGGCAAGCCAGUCGCACUCGCAGCGCGUUAUUUCGUGGAAGGCGCAGACGAAAUCUGUCUGUUGAAUAUUACCUCUUUCCGCCAUUCACCAUUGCAAGACCAACCGAUGCUUGCUGUUGUUCGUGCAGCCGCCGAGACUGUGUUUGUCCCUCUCACAAUUGGCGGAGGGAUUAAAGACACUGUUGACCCAGACGGCACACCUCGCAGUGCACUAGAGGUUGCUGGUGAAUAUUUCCGUGCAGGUGCAGACAAAGUCUCUAUCGGUUCGGAAGCUGUCUAUGCCGUCGAGAACUUACUGAAGAACGGAAAGAUAGACGGAACUAGCGCCAUCGAAACGAUUGCAGACGCAUACGGACGACAAGCAGUCGUGGUUAGUAUCGACCCAAAGCGAGUAUAUGUCGAUCCAAAUACCUACGAUGGGUCUCAUAAGGGCGAGCUUGUCCUCGGUGAGGGUGACGAGAAAGACCAGGCCUGGUGGUAUCAAUGUACUGUCUCUGGUGGGCGUCAAGCACGAGAUAUUUCAGCCGUCCAACUCGCAAAAGGAGCAGAGAUGCUCGGCGCGGGCGAGAUUCUGUUAAACAGCAUUGACAGAGAUGGAACUGGCCGAGGCUUUGAUCUCGACCUUAUUCGACUCGUUCGAGACGCUGUCACAAUCCCGGUUGUCGCUAGCAGCGGAGCGGGGAAUGUAGCGCACUUCACGGAUGUAUUCGAGAAGACAGGUGUUGAAGCCGCGUUGGCUGCAGGGAUCUUCCACCGGUUACAGGUGAAGAUUGAAGAAGUUAAGGAAAGCCUGAAGCGAGCGGGCAUUCAAAGCAGAGAAAUAUCUGCACUGAAUGCGGCGGAAUUUCUUUGA
Molecule: messenger RNA, 1704 nt
Organism: Fomitiporia mediterranea MF3/22
Lineage: Eukaryota; Fungi; Basidiomycota; Agaricomycetes; Hymenochaetales; Hymenochaetaceae
Product: imidazoleglycerol phosphate synthase
Exons: 2
Coding region: 1-1704 (567 amino acids)
Biological process (GO): L-histidine biosynthetic process
Molecular function (GO): imidazoleglycerol-phosphate synthase activity; oxo-acid-lyase activity
Source: RefSeq, a predicted model, not a curated record